AUAUUCGGAAGGGGAAGAAAGAGAAAGUGAGGAUUGUGGUAAUUGCGUGCGAAACAAAGAGAAAGAGAAAGAGAAAGAGACACGUUGUUUUCAUUUUGAUUCCAGUUUGGCGAUGAAAUAGUAUCUAAUAUCUAUCUGUGAUUAAGAGACAUUAUUAUUGCAUGAAAGAGAGGGAAUUAAUCGUUGAAAGUUGAAAAGAUGGGAGAUCAUUUGGCCAGGGCAGAGGAUUUCCAGAACAAGGCAGAGAAGAAGCUCAGCGGUUGGGGCCUCUUCGGCUCCAAAUUCGAGGACGCUUCUGAACUCUUCGACAAAUCCGCCAAUUCCUUCAAGCUCGCUAAAUCAUGGGACAAAGCAGGAUCCACCUACAUCAAAUUGGCCAAUUGCCAUUUGAAGUUGGAAAGCAAGCACGAAGCUGCCCAAGCUUAUGUUGACGCCGCGCAUUGCUAUAAAAAAACUAAUAUAAAUGAGGCUGUGUCUUGCUUAGACAAUGCUGUAAAUAUUUUCUGUGAAAUUGGGAGGCUAUCUAUGGCUGCUAGAUAUUUGAAGGAAAUUGCUGAGUUGUAUGAGUCUGAACAGAAUAUUGAGCAGGCUGUUGUUUACUAUGAAAAAUCAGCUGAUUUUUAUGAAAAUGAAGAAGUGAACACUUCUGCAAACCAGUGCAAACAAAAAGUUGCUCAAUUCUCUGCCCAGCUUGAACAAUAUCAGAGGUCAAUUGAGAUUUAUGAAGAGAUUGCUCGCCAGUCUCUCAGCAAUAAUUUGCUGAAGUAUGGAGUUAAAGGACAUCUUCUAAAUGCUGGCAUUUGCCAACUCUGUAAAGGCGAUGUCAUUGCUAUUACCAAUGCGUUAGAGCGAUAUCAGGAUUUGGAUCCAACAUUUUCAGGAACUCGUGAAUAUAGACUUCUAGCAGAUAUUGCUGCUGCAAUCGAUGAAGAAGAUAUCGGAAAGUUUACUGAAGUUGUCAAGGAAUUUGAUAGCAUGACCCCUCUGGAUUCUUGGAAGACAACACUUCUUUUGAGGGUGAAGGAAAAACUGAAAGCCAAAGAACUUGAGGAGGAUGAUCUUACUUGAAUUGCACAAUAUAGUAUUCUUUCGGUUGGAUUUCAUGUUUGUCUUGUAUUAAGCUUGUUUGUCCAGUUGUUCGUCUUACACAUAUCUACUAGUAUAAAGUGUACUUGCUUUGGGUUUCCACUGAAGUGGUCUGCAUGAAUUCUUGAAAUGAAUAUAUGUGGAGUUAGCCAUAGUCUGAUCAGAUCAGAUCCACUUUUAUUGGUUCUGCAUAUGCCCGCGAGUUGUCAUCAUAAAGAAUUGUUAUUAUAGUAACUUGGAAGAAUGAAAAAUCUCUAGUAUCCACUGUU
Molecule: messenger RNA, 1355 nt
Organism: Cajanus cajan (pigeon pea)
Lineage: Eukaryota; Viridiplantae; Streptophyta; Magnoliopsida; Fabales; Fabaceae
Product: alpha-soluble NSF attachment protein 2
Biological process (GO): intracellular protein transport; SNARE complex disassembly
Cellular component (GO): SNARE complex; vacuolar membrane
Molecular function (GO): syntaxin binding; soluble NSF attachment protein activity
Source: RefSeq, a predicted model, not a curated record